This is a messenger RNA of Hyaloscypha bicolor E, 1833 nucleotides long. RefSeq names its product MFS general substrate transporter. Gene Ontology annotation, cellular component: membrane. Bases 12 to 1649 code for a protein of 545 amino acids. Gene Ontology annotation, molecular function: transmembrane transporter activity. The record is from RefSeq and is a predicted model, not a curated record. NCBI's taxonomy places the organism in Eukaryota, Fungi, Ascomycota, Leotiomycetes, Helotiales, Hyaloscyphaceae. The transcript has 6 exons. Gene Ontology annotation, biological process: transmembrane transport.
CUUUGCGCAAAAUGCCAUCCUCCGAGUACGAUACCCAACAUGCGCACCACGCAGUCGAUGAGACAGCGUCGCUGCUCGCAAGUCAUCGCCGCGAUGAUGGUGAUGAUGUAACAAACACGACAGCCAGUACUCUUGUGAAUCGUAGAGCGGCUGCAAAGAAACGAAGUUACAUCAAGACCCACUUCGUCAUUCUAAUCACUCUCGUCGUCUUCAUUAUCGAUUUCGCAUUCUGCUUAAUCGACGCACCACAGAUUGAAAUCUUUGAGCACAUCAUCUGCAACGCUUACUAUAUGAGUAAUUCAGCAGUUCUUACAUCAAACCGAACCGAUCGGAUGAAAGCUAGUUCCAGUUGUGUCGUGGAUGCCGUGCAAUCAGAACUGGCAAUUUUGACACAGUUCAAAGAUACGCUGGAUAUGCUACCCUCUCUCGUCCUGGCUGUCCCGUACGGAAUCCUCGCCGAGACCUUUGGCCGCAAGCCAAUCAUGCUCAUGAGUAUGAUUGGAAUCGCAGCCGAGGUGCUUAUCGACGUUUUGAUCUGUUGGCUUCCGCAAGUCUUCAGACUUCGGAUUAUCUGGAUAACACCGCUACUGCAAAUCCUGGGAGGAGGUAUAUCAGUGACAAAUUCGAUGCUUUACACGAUGUUGGCAGAUUUUCUCGAGCCGGCGGAUCGGGCAAACGCGUUCUACUUGAUCUCAGCUAGCAGCCUCCUAGGUGAAGUCACAGGCAAUACGAUGGCUGCCACGUUGAUGAGAAUAAGUUCUUGGCUCCCGAUAAUGAUCGCUGUCGGUAUCUUCUCCCUCUCUCCUCUACUAAUCCUGCUUCUCCCGGAAACGAUGAAGGCCAGGCCUUGCUAUGUCGACACAAGCACGAUCCUCACGCAGCCUGCUAGGAAUGGCACCAAAAGACUUCGCGAUGAAUUCCAGGACCUCUGGACGAGAUUGAACAUAUUGAAAGGCGUUGUGUUCAAGAGCACGAACAUUAUGCUCCUGAUGUCUGCCUUUUUUCUUUCAGGGAUUGCGGACCAGUCAAGCACGCUUGAACUGCAAUACGUGCGGAAAUUUUUUGGCUGGAGCUAUUCGCGCGGGGCCCUUAUUGUUUCCAGCCUCCCCUCCGGCCUGGAUGUUAUCGUCUUCCUGAUCUUACUCCCUCUCUUGGACAGGAUCCUAAUAGAAAGAAUGCACGUUCUUCCAUCUGCGAAGGACCUGAUCAUGGUGCGCGCUAGUGCCAUCAUCUUGGCUUUUGGGUCACUUCUUUUCGCAUUAUCGUCCGAAACGCUUGUUUUGAUCGCUUCAAUCUCAGUGCUCACCCUUGGUGAUGGGAUAGAGGUCGCAAUGCGCAGUCUCCUGACUUCACUCAUACCACCUCACCAGGUUAGUACGGUCUAUACUGGCGUCGCUGUGGUUUCUGGUGCGGGAGGGAUGAUCGCAGGCCCGAUUCUUGCUAUGACAUUCAAAGUGGGAAUGCGCGCAGGUGGCCGUUGGCUUGCUUUGCCAUUCUAUGUUGUGGCCGCGUUGUUUUUUCUGAUUAUUAUGGCGGUCUGCCGUGUCCAGCUACGAAAGACAGAUGAGAAUGAGGAUGCGACAACUAGCAAUGGCCGUUUCGACGAUGAUGGAGGAUCUUCUGUGGAGCACGAUCAGGGUGGCCAAUAGAGAGAUAGACAAUGGCCUUAGGUGAUGGUAUACAAACAAACAAACAGACAUGCCAGAUAGUCUGGUAUGUCUAGCAGAAGGUGUGGGUUUUGAGGAAGGCGGUGGGUCUUGGGGAACUGUCGCUUUCCUGUAUAAAGCAGCCAAUUAUAGCUCUUAGAUCCAGCAAUCUGAUCUCAUUAUCUCG